Aspergillus versicolor CBS 583.65 is the source of this 1962-nucleotide messenger RNA. RefSeq lists its product as uncharacterized. The transcript is spliced from 2 exons. Lineage: Eukaryota; Fungi; Ascomycota; Eurotiomycetes; Eurotiales; Aspergillaceae. Bases 224 to 1522 code for a protein of 432 amino acids. The record is from RefSeq and is a predicted model, not a curated record.
GAAGAAGGACACUCACGCCUGGAGAAGAAAGCCUCGCAAGUUCUCUCCAAAGUCAAGGCUGGGCUGUAAAACUUGCAAGAUACGACGGAUUAAAUGCGAUCUAUCUCACCCUUCAUGCUUGAAAUGCCGUUCGACUGGUCGUGCCUGCGAUGGCUAUACUGAAGCAGAUUGCGACACUGCGAAAUGUCAUUUGCAGAACCUCGGAUCCUUCUUGAUCUUACCUAUGACUGAGCCAACCCAAGCAGAGGCAAUCACCUUUUUCAGGGACAUUUCGAUCAAGCAUCUGAAUCAGUACCGCCCUUGCGAAGAGUGGAGGAAUACCCUUAUGCUCUUCUCUCAAACCGUGCCAUCAGUGCGACAUGCUGCUAUUGCACUGGCCUUGAUGCACCGAAGAUACCUAGAUUAUUCUGACAGUCGAGUAUAUCAACCGCCUGCUUUGAAAGACCGACUACCAGAUAAGACGCCUUUGCUAUACUAUAACCGCGCCAUCCAACUCCUGUUGAACACUGAAAGUGGCGAUGCCAAAACCACGGCUGUCACGAUGUUGGUCUGUUAUCUCUUUACCUGCUUUGAUCAUCUAGCAGGAGACGACGUACAAGCAAUGAAACACCUGCGCGGAGGUGUUGCUCUCAUCGAAAACUGUACCUACGAUUCUCAGUCCGGAGUUAGUACGAUUAUCAGCCAGGUCACAGAACAGAUUCGCCGUCUCGACAUGCAGGCCGUCAUGUUCCUGGUCGACUGGACUCCAGCCAACAUCGAAGAGACCUUCCUCUCCCUUGCCCUCCGUGAUAGUACCUUUCGCUCACUCAACGAAGCAGCCGACUACCUCCAGAUCCUCAUCGCCCAGGUAAUGAGGCUGCGCAACACAGAGCAGCAAAUGUGCCCAACGGGUACGAUGCCGGCUUUACCUUCUUCACUCAAGGACCUCGUUCUGGCGCAAUUAGAGACAUGGGAGGGUCUUUUUGAAUCUCUCCUGCGCGGCUCAGGGUCAGACUUUGAAAUUAAAGGCCCUCUUGUAUCACUCCUCCGCUUACAACAUACAAUAGCAUGCAUUCUCCUCCGAUACGGCCCCGGGCGAGAAAUGGACUACGACAAGUUUCUGCCCCAGUUCCAGAAAUGCAUUAUAUUAGCGGACGAAGUUGCGGCGGCGCAUGAGCAGUAUUCGUCGUCAAUGUCAACAUUUACCCCGGAAAUCGGAUUCAUCCCCGUUCUAUACAUAAUAGGCGCUAAAUGCCGACAUCCUACCGUCCGUCGUGAGGCUUUGCGCAUUCUCCGGAGACAGUUCAUUCGCGAGGCGGCUUGGGAUAGUCUCUCUACUGCUAGGGUGGUUGAGCGGGUCAUUGAAAUUGAAGAGGGGCAAAUGGGAGAGUACAUGGAACAGAUUCCUGUAUGGCGCAGAAUCGAGGCAUUGUCUUUUGUGCAUAUCCCCGGGGACCUUCAACGGUCUGCGGCGAGGUUGGAUAUUGAAUAUACGUUCUGCGGACUGGAUGGGAUACACACUGAGUCGGUUAUUAUAGAAUGACAGCAGGCCGUUUGAUCUAGUAUAAACAACUAGUGCAAUGGCUCCUUAUGAUACGAGACAUACUUCCUCCCCCUCCUUAACAGCAACGGCCCCCCAAGCCCCAGCAUCCCAACGCUCUCACUCUCAGGCAUCUGGUCCCCCAUCCACCCAGGCUGCGCCCUCAGCUCCUUCACCAGAUCCAACCUAUACGCCAUAAACAGCGGCACAUGCCGCGAGAUCGCACCCCCAAUCCUCAUCAUGGCAAACGAAUCAAGCACCCUCGUCCACCUCGGCGACCAAGCCGCAUACACCCCCAGCACCAAAACACCCAAGACAUUAAACCCCAGGAGCACCGAACACACGAUAACACCCGCGCGCGAAAUAGCAGGGACCUGUGUAUCAGCCCCUAUAUCGAAACUAACCCUCCGGUCCGCAGAAGACGAAAUCCAACCAGCCGGAUU